AUGGACUCCAUCGCUGACCAGAUUCGGGGCCUCGCCGCCCAGGCCAAUGCCGCGGAACAACUUAAGAUCCUCAACACUCUGAAUGAGCUUCAGGUCGAAUUGCAAGACCCGAUAGAGCAAGUUUUUGGAAUAUACUGCUCCGUUGUUCAGGUCACAUCGAUCAAGAUCGCCGUCGACCUCGGCCUUUUCCGCAAAUUGGCUACACUCGAAAAGGGAUCGUCAAAGACGGUGGUUCAGCUGUCACAGGACACCGGUGCGGACCCGGAACUUCUUGCCCGCAUUCUACGAUUCCUUGCUUCCGUCCGGUAUGUCCAGGAAGUAGGAAUUGAUACUUACACCGCAGGAAAAUUUACUCAUAUUCUUGCCCAUCAUGAAGUUGAAGCGGCGGUAGUCCAUGUGGCCUGCUUGAUCAACCCUAUUCUGAAUUCAACACCGGAUUUCCUUGCGGAGACUGGCUACAAAAACAUCACUGACACGGCCAAGACUCCAUUUCAGAAAGCAUUCAACACCGAACUGAAGCCCUUUGAGUGGCUUCCACAGCACCCGAAGCUCUUCGCUUCAAUGCAGGUAGUCAUGACAUCUCUCCAGUCAAGCAACUGGGCCGAAGGGUUUGAUCUAUUUGAGAAACAAGUCCAAUCACUAUCCGCCAUUACUGUACCACCUUCUGAGCCACCGUUUUUCGUCGACGUGGGUGGUGGGUAUGGACAUCAAUGCCUCCAGCUGCUUAAGAAAUACCCUGGUCUCCAUGGCAGGCUCACAUUGGAAGACCUAUCGGAAGCUAUCGAGAAGGCUGAACACGUGGAUGGGAUUGAAUACAUCACGCAAGACUUUUUCGAACCGCAAACAGUUCAAGGAGCUAAAUUCUACUACUUGCGCCGCAUUUUGCACGACUGGCCCGAUAAUGAUUGUGUCAAGAUUCUUAUGCGGCUUGCGGAUGCCCUUGGCCAUGACUCGAGGAUAUUGCUCGAUGAGGUUGUUUUACCCGAUACUGGAGCUUAUUGGCAAUCAACACUGGCAGACUUGACAAUGAUGGUUGCUUUUGCAGGAGCCGAACGAACCAGCCGCAAGUGGCAUGAAAUUGUUGAUCGGGCUGGAUUGAAGAUUGCACAGGUGCAUGUGUUUGAUGCGCGACAGGGAUACGCCAUCACUGUACUCGAAAAGGCUUGA
Messenger RNA from Talaromyces rugulosus, 1167 nucleotides. RefSeq lists its product as uncharacterized. The record is from RefSeq and is a predicted model, not a curated record. Gene Ontology annotation, molecular function: O-methyltransferase activity. The transcript has 4 exons. Bases 1 to 1167 code for a protein of 388 amino acids. NCBI's taxonomy places the organism in Eukaryota, Fungi, Ascomycota, Eurotiomycetes, Eurotiales, Trichocomaceae.